UCGUCUGAGAGCACCACUUCAAAAUUCGGCGUGACUGUUUAUUUCUCUGGAUUCUGACCUGGGCUACAGAGCACUGUUUUCUCAGCACUGUCUCAUUUGGCAUGUUUAAGCCCCAAUUAAAUCAGCAAGAGUUAAAAAUGAGACACUGAGGUUGGACAAUGUGGACUUAGGCCGAUGCUUAGCUGAAGGUCAUCGACACAGCUACAGAGACCUACCACAAACUGGUCUCCUGGAGGCGCUUUUCGUUUAUACCGUGCGCACGUCUGCACGUAAACAUGAAACUUGGGCAUAUCCUACCCAAAUUCUAGAUCAAUUCAUGUCAUAGCUCAGUUUGAUGAUUUCUGAUCAGUCUGUUAUGCUGGAGUCGAUGUUUUGAGGAUUCAUUGCUUGUAAAACAGCAGCUACAGCUACAAACGUCUAGUCAGGAUGAUGGAGGCAGAGAUUAUCCCUCAUGGUUCAUCGUAUAAAAUAAACAGGUCUGCAACAAAUGAAGGAGUUACAGCAACACAGACUUUUACUCCAAGGCAGUAUCAGGUUGAAUUGCUAGAUGCUGCAUUGGAUCACAACUCAGUUAUCUGUCUUCAGACGGAUACCAGCAAAACAUUCAUUGCUGUGAUGUUGAUGAAGGAGCUGUCAAAGGCCCUACGCUUGCCCUUGCAGGAAGGCGGCAAGAGAAUGAUGUAUCUUGUGAACGAUGUGAGCACCGUUCUGCAACAAGCUAGUGUCAUCCGGGAACACACGGAUCUAUCUAUUGGGGAAUUUAUAAGUUGUUCGUCUGUUGAUGAUCACUUCAGUGUGGCAGAGUGGAAACAAAAGUUUGUCCUGUGCCAAGUAAUCAUCACAACAGCCAAGGUAUUCUUAAAAGUACUUGAAGCCAGAUUGGUAUGUCCUUCUCAGCUCAAUUUGUUGAUAUUUGAUGAGUGCCACCUUGCCACUGACAAACACCCUUAUUGUGAGAUAACGAGGACUCUUAGCGAACGGACUGAUUUGUCUUGCCUUCCUCGUAUCAUGGGGAUGACUGCCUCCAUUCUUCACAGCAAAUGUGAGCCGGAGACUUUGGAAAAGAAACUCAAAGCGCUUGAGCAAACUCUGAAGAGUGUUGUGGAGACAUACUCCAGCGGCUGCCUUACUAGGUUUUGUGCUAAACCCAAAGAAGCAAUUGUCGCCUGUAAGGUGGAAGAAGGGUUCAAGAAUAUAAGCAAGCUGGUGCAUAAUGUUUUAAAUGAAUCGUUACUCUUCAUGCAAGAGUGCAGUGUGCAAUAUAAUGCAGUAGAAGGUGAUCCUUUGAUGCCUGUGGAGCGGGCAAUCAGAGAAUGCCUCAUGACCUUUGAAGCCAUAGGUCCAUUAGGAUUAAGGAUAAUGGUUCCAAUGCUGUUGAAGAAGCUUCAGAGAAUUGAAAAGCGUGCAUCAAAUUCCCUGAGUAAGCUCAUACUCCAUUACGGUUGUACUCAGCUUCGCUUGGCAAGAAAGAUUUGUGAAAGUUCCAUCGUGGAACUAGAGGAUCCACUUGAUUUGAGACUGACAACUCCAAAGGUACGUCGCCUUCUUGAAGUACUGAAAGAAUUUCAACCAAGUGAGGAAUCAGAGGCUGGCUUUGAAAUCCAGGAAACUGUGAGGCGUCCUAACAGAACAUUAGGGGGUGGAAUUUUGCAUAAAAUGCAUAAUGAGAGGUUGACGAGUAACAGACUACAUCCCGUAUACAGCUAUGAUGAUGAGGAGGAGAGCAAUUCAGAUGACGAAGACCAUGACAAGGAAGAAAAUACCGAUGCACAGGGUGAAACCAACAUGUAUGGCAUUGUCCUUGUGAAUCGCCAUUUCCUAGCAUUAGUCCUGGACAAAUUGGUGCACAAACUACAAAGGAAGGAUCCUGUAUUGGCAUUCAUCAACAGCAGCUGCAUUGUUGGUCAUCACCAGGGAGGUGUAGAGGUGUUGGGUGUGACAAAGGAACAGCAGUUUAAGAAACAAGAGGAAAUCUUAAGGAGGUUCCGACGACAUGAGAUAAACUUGCUGUUUGCUACAAGUGCACUUGAGGAAGGUGUCGAUGUUCCCAGGUGUAACUUGGUGAUUCGCUUUGAUGUUCCUGAUCACUAUCGGUCCUAUGUCCUUUCCAAGGGGCGUGCUCGGGCACCCAACUCACAUUACAUUAUGUUGGUUGAAGAAGCAAAUCUGGAGCCAUUCACUAGGGAGCUUGGUAACUUUCAGGAAAUUGAUAAGAUCCUACAAAGGAAAUGUCACCAUAGAGAGCAGCAGUGUUGGGAUGAAACAGAUCUCCAGGAGGCAGAUUCUCUUUGUGCUCCAUACAGACCAAACAAGGCAGAAGAUGCUGGCAUGGUAACCAUGACAACAGCCAUCUCACUUGUCAAUAGAUAUUGUUCUAAGCUUCCUAGUGACACCUUCACUCAUCUCUCUCCUAAGUGCCACACAGCCCCCAUGCACACUGGUACAGGCCCUGUAAUGUACCAAUCACAGAUAUUCCUACCGAUCAACUCACCUAUUCGGGAUCCCAUCCAGGGCCCUCCAAUGCCAAAGAGGAAGUUAGCUGAAAUGGCUGCUGCGUUAAAGACAUGUGAAACACUUCACAAAGCUGGGGAGCUUGAUGACAAUCUUCUCCCAGUGGGAAAGGACACUGUGCUCCUGUUAGAAGAUUUUGGCUAUGAGCAGGAGGUGGUUGAGGAGGGGCAGGGUAGACCAGGAACAACAAAGAGACGACAGUACUAUAACAAAGAGGUUGCAAUGUGUCUGAAAAGUUGCCACCCUUCGAUCAAUCAACCAUGCCAUCUUUAUGAGAUCCACAUGUCCCUUGCCUCUCCGUUGCCAGAGGUACUGAAUGUGCGUGAUCGAAAGUUGCAUGUCCCAGAGGAGACCACACAAUGCUUUGGAAUACUCACCACGAAGAUCAUUCCCAAGAUACCAGGUUUUCCAGUCUACACACGAGCAGGUGAGUUGGUCAUAUCAGUGGAUCUGUUGACCUCUGACAUCACAGUGACCUCUGACCAGUUGAACCAAUUGCAGCGAUUUCACAGCUGCAUCUUUGCUGAGGUCCUGCGGCUGGAGAAACCUAACCUGGAAUUUGACACUGAGAAGGCUGAAGCCAACUACCUCAUAGCACCUCUCAACAAAAGUGAUGAAGAUCAGAAGCUCCACAUUGACUGGAACUUUUUAAAAACUGUCAGUGAAAGUUCUGGGAUGCUAGACAGGCCACCAAUUCUUCCGGACUACAGUAGAAAUCAGUUUGUCUUUAGUCACGAAGCCUUCGCCGAUGCUGUGGUGACACCAAUCUAUCGUAACAUUGACCAGCCCCAGAGGUACUACAUUGCUGAUAUUUUGAACAAUCUUCCAGUGACAAGUCCAUUCCCUUCGGAGAAGUAUGAGAAGUUCAUUGACUAUUACUUUGAACGGUAUGACAUCCAGUUGUCCAACUACCAGCAGCCUCUGCUGGAUGUUGAUUGCAUGUCAUCCAGGCUGAACCUACUGACCCCAAGAUACCUGAAUCACAAGGGGAAAGCCUUGCCGAUCAGCAAGACACAGAGCAAGAAAAACUACCUCCAGAAAAAGCAAUAUCUGGUACCAGAGCUCUGCUACAUCUACCCUAUUCCAGCGUCGCUCUGGAGGAAAGCAGUCUGUUUACCCAGCAUCCUAUACAGGCUGAAUUCAUUGCUUGUGGCUGAGGAAUUGCGUGUACAGAUCAGCAUGGGGGCAGGAGUUGGAGUGGCAGAGCUGCCACCUGACGUGUACCCGUUUGCUAACAUGACCUUUGGCUGGGAGGGACUGGAAUUGCAGAACCUUGAAAAUCAGAACAAGCAACCUGGAGAAGCAAAGGAUGGUAGCACAGUGGAAAGAACAGGUGGCAGUCCCAAAGGAACUGAGACCAAGCAAGAGAAGAAUGAGAAUUCAAAGUUGAAAGAAAGAACGAGUUGCUGUUUGGAUACAGAAAGCUUGGGUGAAGCUGGAAACAUCACAUUACUGAAGAAAAUGAAUGGUGAAGUCAAGGGGCAGAAAUACCUUGACCACAGCACUGUUGGCUUAAACAGUAAGACAGUGACAGGAACUGAGCAGGAUGCAAUAGCUAAAGAGAUGUGCAGUAGAGAAGGUCAUAAUGAUGGCUUCAAAUCCACAAUACCUCCUGAGUUAAAUUCAAGCAAUCUAGAGAAGACAGACAAAGCAAAAGUGAACUUGAAAAGUGAGGGUGCACUUGUAAGACACCACAAACUUGAAGUGAGCCCUGCAAGCAGUCGUGAGAAAAUGGCAUGUGCCAGUUCUCCAAGUGAAGGAUAUUGCAGAUGCUUGCAAGAGAGAAAUCAGAAUGAAUUUGAUGAGGCUUCAAGGGGCAGAGGAGGCUACACAUUGAAGCUCAGUGUUUUAGAUGAUCAAGGUCAUGAUCCAGCCAGUCUGCCAGGUCCCAGCCCCACUACCAUCCUCCAGUCCCUGACUAUGUCCAACUCCAGUGAUGGGUUCAACCUAGAGAGGCUAGAGAUGCUGGGAGACUCUUUCCUCAAACAAGCUGUCACCAUCUACCUGUAUUGCACUUAUCCCCGGCGCCACGAGGGCAAGUUGAGCUACAUGCGCAGCAAGCAGGUCAGCAACUUUAAUCUGUACCGUCUUGGCAAGGGAAAGGCCAUCGGGCAGAAAAUGCAGGUUGCUCUCUUUGAUCCUGCAAUCAACUGGCUGGCUCCGUGCUUCUCUGUCAAGGAGAAUGCUCCUACUGAAGAACAGCCAUCAUAUAAGUCUUACCAGAAAGAGGGUAGUGACUUAUCUUCAGAUGAUGGGGAUUUUGCCAUCGACACGUGGGACCCAAGCAGUGUGGAUAUGUGGGACUCCAAUGCAGUCAUUGAGGAGGAGACAGCACCUGAUUUUGAAAUACCCAUGAUGACUAAAGAAGACAUGGAUAGUGAUUUCAGUGAUGAGGAUCCCACUUACCAGUAUCCAGAUAGGAGCUUUCGCUCUCUAGACCCUUGGACCUUCUCCCUGGAGGAUGCAGAUAACCUCCCUGGCUUGACAUACACUGGCAGAAAGCCGGACGACAUGGGAGACCUUCCUGAGCUACCUUAUGAAAUUCACACCCAGCACAACCUCUCCGAUAAGAACUUGGCCGACUCUGUGGAGGCACUUAUAGGCUGUUACCUCAUAUCUUGCGGUUUCCGCAGUGCACUCAUCGUAAUGUCUUGGUUUGGAUUGCGUGUGCUACCACAGAUUUGUGAGGGUGCUCCUUGUGAUUCUGAAGCCAAGGUAGUUGAUGAGCUAGUCACGUGGGAACAAGAGUACUCCGAGAAUCAGAAUAACUGCAAGAAGCCUCAAGCUCGCUAUGGUUACCUGAAGCAACCAGAAUCGCCAUUCUUCAGAAAUGUCUCUGAUGCUGAAGAGAGGUUAAAUCAUCUUCUAGUGGGCAUGGAUGACUUUGAGCAAACCAUCAAGUACAGCUUCAGUGACAAGGCUUACUUAGUGCAGGCCUUCACACAUGCUUCCUACCACUACAACUGUGUCACUGAUUGCUAUCAAAGGCUAGAAUUUCUUGGGGAUGCUAUCUUAGACUACCUCAUUACCCGGCAUCUCUUUGACCACCAUCAGGACCUUUCGCCCGGGGCUUUGACUGACUUGCGCUCAGCCCUCGUCAAUAACACCAUCUUCGCUUCCCUAGCCGUCAAGUUUGGCUACCAUAAAUACUUCAAGGCGCUUAGCCCUGAGCUUUUCCAUGUUAUCGACAACUUUGUAACCUUUGUGAAGGAGAAGAAGGAGGCUCUGGGCAUGGGUUCACAGUUAAAAGUGCUGGAUGUGGAAGGCCUUCCAGGACACGAGGAUGAGAGUGAAGACAUUGAGGUACCCAAAGCACUAGGAGACAUCUUUGAAUCAGUAGCUGGAGCUGUGUAUCUGGAUAGCGGUAUGUCACUGGACACUGUCUGGAGAGUUUACUAUCCACUCAUGAAGCCACAGAUAGAACAAUAUGCAGCAAGUUUACCGAUUUCACCUGUGAGAGAGCUUCUGGAGAUGGAGCCAGAAACAGCAAGAUUUGGCCCACCAGAGAGAACAAUGGAUGGCAAGACUCGAGUUACUGUGAAUGUUGUUGGCAAGGGGAAAUUUAAGGGCAUAGGCCGUAACUACCGCAUUGCCAAGGCAACAGCAGCAAGAUGUGCACUCAGACAUCUGAAGAGCCAAAAGAAAUAAAGGACAUCCUCGAACAUAUGACAUUUAAAAUAUGGAGAAGACCACAUUUGAGAAGCAAAUGCCAAGUUGUUUGAGAUACAUGUUGAUAUUUGUGGAAGGUAUUUUAUAUCACAUUUUGAAUGACACUCAUUAGCUCAAGCUUGCAAACUAAAUACAUAUAUGUAAAUGCUUACUUCACUGCUGCUCAAUUUAGUGCUCGGAUGCAAUGCUCGAGAAACCAUAAAAACUGAACAAUGACAUGUUGUAAAUUGUUGGGACUCAUCAUGAUAACUCAUAGUAACAGCUGUAAACCAGUGGGCUCUUUGUAUCUAUGGUUGAUAAGUACUUUUCCAAGUUCAACAAGGUGGUGGUAUCUGUACAUGCUGAAGUGGUCUUUCCUUCAGCAGUAUGGUCUUACCAAUCAAGGGCUGCAUGGUUGCUAUUGGGUAGACAAACUAGUAUAGCAUUUGAAGUGGACAGCUAAUUGAUCACAAAAAUGGGAAUUUCAUAGCUUCUUUGUUGAAAAGAGGCGAGGUUGAGAGUUCAUGUGGACUUAAGUCUUGAACACAAGCACACUGCAUUGUAGUGAAAUACAGUGUAGGUUCAAUCUUAAAAGAGGAUUUAUCUCCAACAAUUCUGGCAAGAGAGUACUUUUAUUGUAUUGACAAACAGGUGGUGCUUUAAAUGAUGAAUAUUAAAUAGUUUGAUCAGUGUAUAAACACCCCGAAGAGGAUCCCUCAUUCUGUUUGAAAUUAUUUGCAAGAUGCAUUCUUGUGAUUAUAAGUAUCCAUACAUUUUUUUAAGCAUGAAUUAAUUUCUUGGGUGUUUUUCUUCUUUUGGGGGAUGUCUGCAAUACAUAUAAUAAUAAACAGUACUCCUUGAAAGGGAGCUUUGUGUUUUAUGGGAUAUGGCAACAUUUGGGGAACUUGUUCAUCUUGUGGAAUUCACAGUGCAGCUGUUUGACGCCAUGCCAUAAAUUGCCAAAUUGGUGUUAGUGUUCUUGGGUUCACAUCAAUUUUGAAUCACCUUUGCAUCAUUCCGUUAACAGGCAUGCAAAUUUUUUCUCAGAUCAGACGAUUUCCUUUUUUUUUGGAAUUUACCAUUGAAAUGGAAAAAAAAAACACCCUCCGAACUCUUGUGCAGGUUGAAAUUUCUUCCUUGUUCAGGUUUCCCAUUUGCAUGCCUGAGUUACAUAAUUUGAAUACAAUAGAAUCCUGGCGUGAUAUUUUUAACGCACUCACACUUUUAACAUCAUACCGGGACUUUGAAGUAGCCUCAAAGAAUGUAUUACUUUAUCAUGAAAAUCAGUAUUUGUAACGUAUCAUUCUUGUUGAAUAGUUGGUGUUUCCUCCAUGUGCAUUCAAAAGUUUUAAAUGUAUUACAGUAUUAGAUACAAAGUUUGUAAAAAUAUGUACUUUCCUGAUUCUCAAAGCAAGAACCGGUGAUGCAGAGAAAGAUUUAAUUUUCGAAUACAACUAUUUUUGUGACACAAACCUAUGAAAUACUUCAAAUUAAUAUAGAUCAUGCUUCCAUGUUCAGGAAGUGAUUCACAUUGAAGAAAAAAUACAGAAAUCUUCAUGGCCUGUGUUUAUUGCUUCUCCACAGUGGUACAUGUAAUACAUGUUAUCAGUAAAUGUAAAUGUACUCAUUUCCAAGGAUUCAGAACUAAAACGGCUAUUUCCCACUCAUAGGAUUUGAAAGUUGUAAACAAAACAUAUUCCAGUUGUCACCAAUUAAAACUGAACUCCAUUUCAUUAGAGCA
Messenger RNA from Acanthaster planci (crown-of-thorns starfish), 7900 nucleotides. RefSeq names its product dicer 1, ribonuclease III (gene dicer1). The record is from RefSeq and is a predicted model, not a curated record. Gene Ontology annotation, molecular function: ribonuclease III activity; ATP binding; deoxyribonuclease I activity. Gene Ontology annotation, biological process: apoptotic DNA fragmentation; siRNA processing; pre-miRNA processing. Gene Ontology annotation, cellular component: nucleus; RISC-loading complex; cytoplasm. Lineage: Eukaryota; Metazoa; Echinodermata; Asteroidea; Valvatida; Acanthasteridae.